AUGACCACUGCUGUCGCAUAUCCACCUCAGCUUGCAACGCUUGCCUCCAUCUCCGUUGAUAACGAUAUGAGCUCAAAGACAGACGCCAGCACGGCGUCCACCUCUACGUCAAUCCCAACCAACUCCACGCCUGUCACAUCCUCCACCGCUGCCGUUGAAACCUCUUCCCAGAAGAAAGCCCCCGAAGGCAAAUUGUCGCCGACUUCAGCGAAAAAUGGUCCGCCACCUAAAAUCGUUGUCAAGAAGGAACCUCCCUCUUCUCCGGAUAUUGCUCAUUCAAGGCACCGGCCACGCAAGCUUGACCUUUCUACCAAUAUCCCCAGCGCGCAAAGCGCGAUGUCUGCACGUCCCUCUGCUGGCCCACUAACCGCAAGGGACAGCGCUGGAUUGGCGAUGCAGGAUGUUGGGCUUGCCUGUCUCUCCCCGGGGUUCCAAACGCACGAUCCUACAAUGCGCGAGCAACUUCAGCGAAGCAUCUCCGUUCGCGACCAGCAAAGGCAUAUUAUAGAAUCGCGCCUCCAGCGAACCGCAAAGCCUAACGAAAUGAUAGAUGGAAGCAAGGUUGGAGAUUCUCAGGCCUUUGGUCCACCGAUCAAGACGCCGACAACGCGGAGGAGAGCGCCGCCUGGUCUCUCCAUCGUUCCCCCUUCACACGAGCAAUUCGCAAAUGAACGAGUCAUCCAAUCAGCACCGUUGAAUCAAACCUUCACGGGAAGGCACCAGCCUCAUCCUCUCACUCGUCAUGUAGCUAAUCAAUCUUCGAAUUUGUCCCAUACAUCACAUAUUCACCAUGUUCCCGCAACGCAAACAAACAAUCGCCUCCCUCCGAUUAGCGAUGUCUUCGCUGCAGAGGGCCUAGGAGGCCCUCGGGAUUCUACAAGUCGAAACGGCUUUUACCUUCCAAACUCAUCCUCCAACUCGUCGCACUCAAAUGUCCGCCCUGCUUUCCCAUCUCCUGGCCAUCACGGAUCCCAAUCGCAGGCUCCCAGUUCGGACCGGCCCCGCGAAUAUCGUUCUGCUGAAGAGGCUGUGGCCUCACUCUCUGGCGGUCGAGAGGAUCUACUGCCUCGAAUCGUCCAUUACGGAGGGCACCAACCUCCAACUCCUCCGUCUCCGGUCAAUGGAGCUGGCGUCAGCGUCUUGAAGGCAGCACAAACCACGGCGGAUGGCGAAUCUAGUCGAACCGGCUCUGGGCGCAGGAGGAUGCGCGCUGAGUAUGAGAAGGACAUGGGAAGUCCACCUCUGGGCACCGGGCCCGAGCCACGGCCUGGACCUUUUGGGGAAGAGAGGGAUUCCCCUGACACCCAACGGAGGAAGAAGGAAGAAUUUCUUUCAUUAUGUGCUCGAGCCUGGGAUCUAUUUCAUUCUUAA
Xylona heveae TC161 is the source of this 1371-nucleotide messenger RNA. RefSeq lists its product as hypothetical. Lineage: Eukaryota; Fungi; Ascomycota; Xylonomycetes; Xylonales; Xylonaceae. The record is from RefSeq and is a predicted model, not a curated record. The transcript is spliced from 2 exons. Bases 1 to 1371 code for a protein of 456 amino acids.